AUGAAAGGAUAUUAUGAUAAUGAAGGAUAUUAUCGAAAACUUAUUGAACUUCAAGAAAAAUUGCGAAGAAGUGAAGAAGAGCGAAUGAAAUUAGAAGAAAAAUUUAAUAAAAUGAUUCAACACAAACGGGAAGAAGAACAACUUGAAUUGAAAAGAUUAAAACGGCAAUACAAUAAAUUUUUAGAAGAAGAGAAAUUUCGUAGCGAACGUAAUGAUCAAAUAAUACGGACAUUAGAUCGUAUUGAAUAUAAAGCCGCAAUGUUAACAGCAAAAACAGAUCGAUUACGAAUAUUACGUGGUCAAUACGAAACUUGCAUUAAACGGUCACUUACAUGGAAUUACAAUAAUAAUAACAACAAUAUAAAACCCAUGGUUCAACAACCAACACGUGGUAUUUCAUAUGGAGAUACUCAACAAUCACGACCGGCGUCGUUAAGUAGUGGAGGUACAAAUCCAUUCCAGAGUAAAUUUAUUUAUCCCUCGACAAGUAAUGAAUAUGUAAGCAACAACGACGCUCAAUAUUACCCAAGGUUUGAUAAAUCAAAUGAGCAAAAUAUGGACAAGCCUACUUCAAUGACAUAUUUCAAUAAACAAAACACUCCAUCGAAUUUUGACAAUAAUAAUUAUGGAAGCAAAAUUACUAGUCGAUAUACUCCUACUGCUGUGCAAGAAAAUUCAGGAAUUAUCCGAGGAAACUUACCAAUUCGAAACCCUUUAAAUCAAUUUAGUGAAAAUGGAUAUCCUCAGUUCGAUGCGCGAGCUAGCACACAUGAAAAUGCGAAUACUUAUUAUCCGUCAUUUUAUAAUCAAAAAAAUGAUACAACACAUCCAACUUAUGAAAUGGAAAAAGUACAAUUACGCUCAGAAAUUAAUGGACCUCAUCGAGAAACUUGGCCCAAAUCCGAUGGUAAAAUAAGUAGGCAAGAAGAAUUAUCAAAUCAAAAUUUACCAAGAAAAGUAGAUUUCAUUUCUACAUUAUCUACAAUACAAAAUAAUCCUCAACAACUUUCUCAAGAAAUUGAAAAAUCAAAACAUGAAGAAUUUAACACAGGUAAUAUUGAGUCACCACAGCCCUCGAGUCAAGAAGAAGGCACGAAAAUAAAAUCAAAUAUCAAAGAUAAAAUUAAACCAACAACUUGUUACAUUGUUGACGACAAACAUAAUGACGCUGAGGACGUACGAAUUUUAAACAAUGCGUACGACGGUUAUUAUGUCGAUGAUGAAAGCGAACAAAUAUAUGAGGAUUCUAAACAAAAGAAUGAGCCAGAAAAACCAUCUAAACCGGAAAAUUUGCCUUCUAGUAAUGUAGCCAAACAGGUGAAGGAUACAACUACACCAAUGCAAGCAAAUCAAACUCCUAAGAUCCAAAGACAUAUUUAUCAAGAAAAUGAUCCUCAACAAGUCAAAGUUAUCGCUGAACAAUAUGCUAAUAAGAAAGUUGUUCACAAAACACCAAUAGAAGCAACUGAAAAUAUAGUGCAACUGGCAAAUGGAAGUGUUCCUACAACUGAUACACUUGAUGGAGUACCAUUAACAGAUCAGUCGUAUCAAAAAUCACUGACAUCGAAAACCAUAGAAAAUCAUGUUGAAACAUUAGCCGAAAAUUCAUUGAGUGGUGCUAAUCCUCCAGACGAGUAUACUGAUGCGAACCCAGAAAGUAACAUAUAUUCAGAAAAUACAAAUUAUGAGGAUCAACAAAUAUCAAAAACUAAUUUUGAUAAAAUAAAAGCUAAUAAUUAUGAAUCAGAGAAUACAAAUUAUGACGAUCAACAAAUUGUGAAUAAGGGGGAUGAUUUUGAACAAACACAAGCUAUUAUUCACGAUCAGGAUAAUUAUGAAACUAAUUAUGAUCAAGAAACUAUAAAUCAAGCAAAGGUAGAGGGGUAUGCAAAUUAUAAUGAAUCAGAAAACAAUGCUGAUCCCGUUGUAAAUCCAGAGGAAGCACAAAUGCAGGAAAGUUAUGUCGAUUAUAGUCAGUCUGAAAAUUAUGAACCUGGUUUAAAUCCAGACCCAGCUCAAUUACAGGAAGGAUAUGCAAAUUAUGAAUCCGGGAUAAAUCCAGACACAGUUCAGUCACAAGAAGGGUAUGAAAAUUAUGAACCUGGUGUCAAUAUUAAUCAGAUACCAGAAGUUUAUGGAAAUUAUGAUGAAUCGCAAGGUGUUAUAGAUCAAGAUACCACAUUGCAAUAUGAAGGCUACGAUGAUACACAAGCACAAUUUGAUCCAAAUAAUCCAGACGCUUAUGAUAAUACCCAACAACAAUUCGAUCCUAAUAAUCCUAUAGAUUAUGAUACUAGUCAACAACAAUUUGAUCCUAAUAAUCCUGAGGGCUACGAUAAUACACAACAACAAUUCGACCCUAAUAAUCCUGAAAGUUAUGACAACACUCAAGCACAAAUCGAUCCAAAUAAUCCUGAAGGUUAUGAAAAUAGCCAGGGACAAUACGAUUCGAGUAAUGUUGUCUACGACGAAACAAAUCAAAUAAGCAAUAUAGAAUCAUCUCAAAUAUACAAUGAAGAAUCCGUUGUUGGCGACGGCACUUCAGCCGUACAAUAUACUGAUGAUAAUCAAGAUUAUUAUGCCGAAAAUCAAGAAUAUUCACAAGUCGGUCAGGAAUAUCAGCAGGGUGUUGAAGGUUACGAUUCUAAUGUUCCACAGGAAAAUAUUGAAUAUCAAAAUGGAAAUGUUGCUCCAGAUGGAGUUUAUCAACAAGAUGGUAGUGAAUAUCCAGUAGGAAAUAUGCCUCAAGAUGGUGUCUAUCAAGACCAAGCUUAUCAAGAUAAUAUUUACUCUGAAGAAGGUCAAAUAAAUUAUACAGCAGAGUCAAAUAAUAUCCAGGAUCAAGAAUUAGCUGGGCAAGAAAAUUAUGUAAUGAAUGAUAACAACCAACCCCAAAUGAACUUACAAAAUGAAGCUCCAGUUGCAAAAUUAACAUCGAAUUUAACAACUUUAUUAGAUUCUGAUACAUCUGAGCAAUACUCGUCUGAACAACAACAAGUCCCCUCUGUAAAAGAUGAAAGUGAUUUUGAUUUUAGUGAAUCUGCUGCAAAUUAAGUGAUUAAUAAUGGAUGAAGAAACU
This is a messenger RNA of Chrysoperla carnea, 3079 nucleotides long. RefSeq names its product GATA zinc finger domain-containing protein 14. Gene Ontology annotation, cellular component: centrosome. The transcript has 4 exons. The record is from RefSeq and is a predicted model, not a curated record. Gene Ontology annotation, biological process: spindle organization. The coding region runs from base 1 to 3054 and encodes 1017 amino acids. Lineage: Eukaryota; Metazoa; Arthropoda; Insecta; Neuroptera; Chrysopidae.